AUGGAUAAGAAACAUAAGCGAGUUGUUCUUAUUGGUUUUAUUGGUUGUGGCAAAACAACAUUAUUUAAUAAAAUCUGUAACACAGAUUUUAAAGUUAAAUAAGGAGGCCAAUCAGAUACAAGAUAAGUCUUCCUAAAGGAGUCAUGUCAUGGAUAAGGGUUUCGAGUUCUUGAUACACCUGGAUUUGGAUCAAGUAUUAAAAAGAUAGAGCAUGCUGUUGGAGUAUUGAAUGCAUUGACCGAAGGCCCGUUGAACUAAAUAUUUCUGGUGGUAAAGUGGGAAAGAUUGGGUUUGAUGAGAAAAUACAUAAAAGAUAUGGUUUUGAUAUUUAUGAGGUAUAGGAACCUAGUCACAAUAGCUGUUACACAUAUGGAUAUUGCGGAGAAAAAUACUUUAGAAAAAGAUAAAUUAGAAUUUGCUAAUGCAAUGAAGUCAUUUGGCUUAUAUUCCAUAGUCUAUUUCUCAAUACAUGAUUCAAAAAAAUAAAUAUGUUUUGAUAUUGAUAAAAUAAUAUUGAGAACAGAAUAAUAAAAGGUAGAUUUGACUGAGACAGAAUUUUAUACACAUUUUGAUCUGAUAGAAUAUAUGGAGGAAUUAGAAAUGAAUUUAGAAGUAGCCAAAGGGUAGAUAGUAGCUAAUUUUAACAAAAUUUCUAAAGUUGUGGUUAAAUUUAUUCAAGAGUUUGAUGUAAAUGAUAAGAAAAUAUCAACCGUCAUGCAUUACUUGGCUUUGGAAGUAAAACGAUUAGCUGAAAAAGAAAUUUCUGAAUUUGAAAGAAAAAAUAAUGAUAUCUUUUCUUAACUAUAUGAAUAAUGCUCAGAUCCAGUAAUAGCAUAUCUAGUAGAUUUUGCAUUAAAAAAAGAACUCAUGGAUUAAGUAGAUAAUAUUGUAAAAUUGACUUAAUUAAAAAUACUAAAUGAUUAAGAACAUUUCUUUCAUUACAUUAAAGCUUGUCCAAAUUGUGGUUUAAUUUGGUUGAAGGUAUCUGGCUGUGAAGGAGCUACUAAUUGUGGAAACUUUCCUGAUGUAGAUGAAUAUUUUAAUAGUUACAAAGAAACAUAAAAAUAUAAAUUUGAUAUUACAGAAAAAGGAGUUAAGUUCCAGGAAAUGCCUAAUAUUAAUAAUUAGGAAGUCAGUUUGAAAACAUAAAGUACAGAAUUGCUUUCAAAAGAAAAUAAUUAAUCUUAAAAGCGAUAAGGUUGUAAGGCUCCAAUAGAGUGA
Paramecium tetraurelia is the source of this 1221-nucleotide messenger RNA. RefSeq lists its product as uncharacterized. Gene Ontology annotation, molecular function: GTP binding. The transcript has 2 exons. NCBI's taxonomy places the organism in Eukaryota, Ciliophora, Oligohymenophorea, Peniculida, Parameciidae. The record is from RefSeq and is a predicted model, not a curated record.